UACCAGUCUACCAGUCUACCAGUCUACCAGUCUACCAGUCUACCAGUCCACCAAUCUAGCAUCGUAGGGAUCAAGGAACAAACAAUUACUUAAGAAUUCACAUACACCCAAGACUUUCCAAUGAUUGUCGUGGUGUGAUGUUUAUCUACCUAGGUAUUUAGGUACCUUAUCGAUAUUUAACCGAUACCUUACCUGAGGCUCUUAAUAUAAGUUUGGGUGGUAAUUGUUUCCCUAAAUUUCCCUAAAAAUCACUCGUGAAAGUUACCUUACCUUACAUGACCUACCCCACUAUCAUCAUCAUCUUCCGCAAAUAACUCAUAGUUUCUUAAAUUAAAGAAUUUCGCCUCACCGGCUUACACCGACUUACCACAUUCAUAUCCCAUAUCCCAUAUCCCAUAUUCCACAUCCCGCAUUUAUACCUACCCUCACAAGCACUACGUAUUCAGAGUCGCAUACCAAUAGUACACCAUCAUGCCGGGAAAGCAACCCAAUUUGUUCGCUUUUAGCGACGUUGAAGCUCUUGCGCCCGCCCUGCGAUCCUACAUCAUCACAUGUCAAAAUGCUGGCAUCACACGUCAUGGCGUCUUCAAAGUCGCCAUUUCGGGCGGCUCGCUACCCCAGACCCUCGCCAAGGCCCUCCUUGCGCAACCGAAAUCUAACGAAGACAAGGUCAAAUUCGACAAGUGGGAAAUAUUCUUCGCCGACGAGAGAGCUGUACCUCUAGAUCAUGAAGACAGCAAUUAUGGUUUGGUUAAGAAGGAGCUGCUGGACAAGAUCCCAACCGAGCUGGGCCAGCCUACCAUACACCCGAUCGACACACAAUACCUAGAUGACACGCAGGAGCUGGCUGAUCAGUAUGAAAAAAUACUCGUCAACUCCUUUGCUAAGGGCGACUCGGUCAAGCUACCCAUCUUCGACCUACUACUCCUUGGCUGCGGCCCAGAUGGUCACACUUGCAGUCUAUUUCCAGGCCACCCCCUUCUUCGCGAGACAGACGCAUGGGUAGCACCCAUCGACGACUCACCUAAGCCGCCGCCUCGACGGAUCACAUUAACACUACCCGUCGUCACACACGCCGUCAAGGUCGCCUUUGUCGCCACGGGCGCUGAAAAGAAGAAGAUCAUGAAGGAAAUAUUCGAGCAAGGAAACGGGCUUCCGUGCGCACUCGUCAACGAAGCAACCGGCGAGCGAUGUAGUUGGUUUACGGACAGCGCCGCCGUAGAAGGUGUCAGCUUCCCGCGACGUGGAUUCCUAUAGAGUUCCGUGGGGUGGGCGUAAGGGAGAUAUACAACCGGUCAUGGCUAAACGAGCUGGGGCUAGAUUACGGCAGGCGAAAGAAAAGCUAGGAGGCGUCUCUUGAGGUCCGCAAGCGAGUAAUUAGUGCUGUCUUCUUCGAUUCACGACUUAAUCUAUGUAGACUGGCAAUGAAUGGAUGGUUCUUACGAGCAUAAGACGUACGGGUUUUAUUGCAUUAUCAUACGACGAGGUGUGAUGGGACAUACAUCUCUCGGGAAGGGAUCUGAUACCAAGCACGAAUUAGUUAGAGAAGUGACAUACCUACCCCCUCAUCUAUCUUGGACCUUUUUCUUGGUCGAGGGGGUUUGGAAUACUGAUUACACUUUACCACGAUUACUUGCUAUGACUUUGCUUUAUACGAACUUGCGUUGGUAUGCUUCAUGCUGGUGCCGCCUGGUUGUUGCGCGUAAUUUUUGGUUUGCUUUCUAUUUCAUACAAUUGCUAAGAUACUCAGAAAUAUGAGCAGGUGAAGAAUAUGUGCGUUUCCUCGCGUAUUGAUGAGAUUAAUGUACCACUUAAAUCUUGAUGCUUAAAUUUUUACUAUUCGUUACCGAUGUGAAUAGGGGAUCUACAGCUACC
Messenger RNA from Daldinia loculata, 1875 nucleotides. Its product is annotated as nagb/rpia/CoA transferase-like protein. Bases 472 to 1257 code for a protein of 261 amino acids. Gene Ontology annotation, biological process: carbohydrate metabolic process; pentose-phosphate shunt. Gene Ontology annotation, molecular function: 6-phosphogluconolactonase activity. The transcript has a single exon. NCBI's taxonomy places the organism in Eukaryota, Fungi, Ascomycota, Sordariomycetes, Xylariales, Hypoxylaceae. The record is from RefSeq and is a predicted model, not a curated record.